Cavia porcellus (domestic guinea pig) is the source of this 1001-nucleotide messenger RNA. RefSeq names its product TM2 domain containing 2 (gene Tm2d2). Lineage: Eukaryota; Metazoa; Chordata; Mammalia; Rodentia; Caviidae. The coding region runs from base 92 to 736 and encodes 214 amino acids. The record is from RefSeq and is a predicted model, not a curated record. The transcript has 4 exons.
AAGCGCAGCUGCCAGAUACUGCAGGUUUAGCUGCACUGCACCCACCUGGCUUUGUGGUUGAGGCCGGCCCUUGGCUGUCAGGCCUGGGAAGAUGGUGCUGGGCGGUUGCCCGGUGAGUUACUUGCUUAUGUGCGGUCAGGCGGCUUUAAUGCUGGGUAAUCUCCUUCUGCUGCAUUGCGUCUCUCGAAGCCACUCGUACAAUGCUACCGCCGAACUUGAGCUCACAUCGGCGGGCGCCGCCCACCCAGAGAGCCUGGCCGGUGCUCUGAACUGGGAAUACAGCGACCCCCAGUCUCCUGUCAUCCUCUGCUCUUAUCUACCUGAUGAAUUUAUACACUGUGAUGACCCCGUGGAUCAUGUUGGAAAUUCAACAGCGUCCCAGGAACUUGGUUACGGUUGCCUCAAGUUUGGCGGUCAGGCCUACAGUGAUGUGGAACACACUUCUGUCCAGUGUCGAGCCCUCGAUGGAAUUGAGUGUGCUAGUCCUAGGACCUUCUUACGAGAGAAUAAGCCUUGUAUAAAGUAUACCGGACACUAUUUCAUAACCACUUUACUGUACUCCUUCUUCCUGGGGUGUUUUGGCGUGGACCGUUUCUGUCUGGGACACACCGGCACAGCAGUCGGGAAGCUGUUGACCCUUGGAGGACUUGGGAUUUGGUGGUUCGUUGACCUGAUUUUGCUCAUCACUGGAGGGCUGAUGCCGAGUGACGGCAGCAACUGGUGCACCAUUUACUAAAAAGAGUUUCUCUUUCACCCAACGAGACAAGGGAGCCUUCUGUCUUCUGAACUCAUCUCUACAGGCUCAGAAUUCUUUGCUUAUCCGACCUGAAAACUUCUGUCUUUGGGGAGAAUGGGUUUGUAAGAAGAAUUCUUUGGACAAUGGAUUUUUCAACCCAAAUUCUACCUGGCAGACUAGAAAUGACAAGCAAAUGGUGUUGUGGGGAUCAGAUUUGCACCCUUCCUUGUGCACAAAAUAUAAAGGCUAAUGACUAACUUAUAAA